GGCAACAGUGUUUGUUUAUUGACAAGUAGGCGAGGCUGAUGAGUGUUGAUGAGUCCCUCUCCCACCACGGUGACCUGACCCACGGUACUCAGGUGGGUACUGUGACGAGCCGCUGGCUCCUGGUCCCCUGGUAUGGUGGGGUGGUGGGUGCUACUGUGGUCCUAGAAUGUAUGACAAGAAAAAUGCACCAUAAGAGAUGGUGUCUUGGUGUGGUACUCUUGAGGGCCAUCGCAGCACUAGUAAUCUGGGGCCCUUUGGUAGGGGUUCUCCGAGGUGUAAAGGCCGUCGUGGCGUACAGUACCCAACGUGAUGCAGCGUAUGCUGAAGAAUCGGAUCCCAAGGCGUUAGAAAGUUUCCCUGAAUUAUGGCAGCGAAUAUUCAUUUGGGGAUUCUUCUCUUUGUUAUUUAUCCAUAUUGUCUCUGCCACCAUCGCAUUUUUGAUGCUCAGAAGACAUAAAUAUGGAAGGUUUUCAGCUGCCUGUAUUUUAAUAAUUGGCAUGUGCACCACAUUCUUCAUGUGCGCGGCCACCAGCGCCGCUGUGGGAUUUGUAUUAUAUCAGGCCAAGGUAUCUUUACAGCCUAUUCAUGCGAUGAUAUGUGGGAUAUCUCAGACAACGCUCUACAUCCUUAUCUCAUUUUCCCGAGUGAUGCCUACUCUAUAAGCGCCGCAACACUGGUGUUACAUUAUUGCAAGGCGUGAGGAGUAGUGAUAUUUGUUUUGCUUACUGAUACCUGUAUGUAUUACAGAAACUGCAUUUAUGAUGUGAUGGAAGAAAGUAAUUGUAAAUAAUAAAUUGGCCAGAAAUAUAUAUAUACUGUUAUGUAAAUAUACUCUCAAUAGAUUUUACUAACAAAAAUUAAUAAUCCUUUAUUUAUAAUAUGCAUUUGUAAUAUGUAUGUUGUUGAUGAAAAGGCAUGAAUGGAAUAUUAAUGUUUAGAAAGGAAGUUUUUGCCUGAUUAUACAGCAUUAAACGAUUAGAAGAGGAAGUUAAGAACUGGCAGUGCAUUAUCCCCCCACCUUUCAUGGCCUUGUAAAAAUAUCCAUACGGCUUGAUAAUAGUCCACGAUGGACAGAAAUGUCGUCGCUUUAAUUUCAGAUGUGUGGGGCUAAUUUAAUUUAAUUUCAGAUGUGUGGGGUUCAGAUGUUUCUAAUUUUCAGAAAGGAUACUGUGACUUAAUGUCUGCAUCUGAGUACCCAAUAAUGUGUCUUCUGUAUGUAGUUGCACAUUAGAGUACAUUCCAGUUGAAUGCAUAGAAGUCCAUCCACCACUGUUAUUCUUAAAAAAGCAGAUGGAAUGUUCACCAAAAAACAUGCAGAUUUAAAAUAUAGUAUAUUUUAA
This is a messenger RNA of Procambarus clarkii (red swamp crayfish), 1340 nucleotides long. RefSeq names its product transmembrane protein 170B. The record is from RefSeq and is a predicted model, not a curated record. Lineage: Eukaryota; Metazoa; Arthropoda; Malacostraca; Decapoda; Cambaridae.